AUGUUAAGCAGUCUGGACGUCAGAGCGUUUCGACAAUACAUACCACCAAGAGAUACUCAACGAAGCAGGGAGCUGGCUAACUCCGAUGCUUAUCAAUGGGCGAAUAUUCGCUGUGCGGAACCGUUCAUGGAGAAGUGGAUGAGUACUUGGAAGGAACUGUACAUGGAGCCGUACCGGGGGAUUACGACGGACGGGAAAGUUCAACCUGAUUUAUUCCCUCUGGCUAUCCCUGGUCAAGAUCGAGGGGCUCCCACGGCGGCCAUGGUGGAUGCAGCACGGAGACUACUCAGUGCGGUGUCUCCGGUACAGAAAGCAAUUCUCGUUCACCCGAUCGGCGCUCCUGAAUGGCGCUCCUGGGCGAACCCUGAAAUCUAUAUCUUCAAGCACGGGCUGCGACUCGAAGAGGUGAAUGAAAACAUCAUUAUGAGAGUUUAUGACCUCAUGAAAGCUAGCCUUUCUCGCUCGGGAUACGCCAAAGCCCGUGGCUGCAUGAAAGUGAACGCAUUCCUGGGAGAAGUUGUCGAUGGCACCAAAGUCCUCAAUGAACAUUCAUAUAAUCUCCUUCUGUUCGGGACGCCUUCGUUGACUCUACCAUGGGGCUGGCAACUUUAUGGCCAUCAUCUCUGCAUAAAUUGCUUUGUAUUGGCUUCCCAAGUGGUGAUCUCUCCGGUUUUUAUGGGAGCAGAGCCAAAUAUCAUUGACGAGGGACCCGACCAAGGCACAGUUCUGUUUGCGGAGCAGGAAGCGCUCGGUGUUUCGUUGGUGCGCUCCUUUGAUAAACAGUUGUACGAACGGGUUCAAAUCUAUCAGGAAUUAUCCAGUCCACCGAUUCCGAGCUCCCGGUUCCACAGAGCUGACCAACGACAUCUGGGUGGUGCAUUCCACGACAACCGAGUGAUCCCGUACGAAGGGGUGCGGUGUAGUCUAUUCUCUCCAUCCCAACAAGAACAUCUUCGGGGGAUAAUCAGACUCACCCUCGAUUAUCUUCCGCCCAAGGCAUUAUCGGCACGUAUGGAAGAUAUUUCCACGCAUUGGGAUCAGACGUAUUUCUGCUGGAUUGGAGGCACUGACCCAGGCCGUCCCUUUUAUUAUAAGGUGCAUUCCCCCGUGGUGAUGAUCGAAUUUGACCAUCAUACGGGAGUCUUCCUGAACAACACAGAACCUCAGCCCUUCCACAUUCAUACCUUGGUUAGAACCCCCAAUGGAAAUGAUUAUGGAAAGGAGCUGCUUAGACAAUUUGAAAGGCUGCACAAGCCAUGA
This is a messenger RNA of Talaromyces proteolyticus, 1260 nucleotides long. RefSeq lists its product as uncharacterized. Lineage: Eukaryota; Fungi; Ascomycota; Eurotiomycetes; Eurotiales; Trichocomaceae. Bases 1 to 1260 code for a protein of 419 amino acids. The record is from RefSeq and is a predicted model, not a curated record. The transcript has a single exon.